UUAUCGCGUUGAACAUCGAAUAGCAGGACGCGUUGUGUUUCCAUGUUUAAACACUGACAAACGAAAAUAAUUACUGCGCAUGCUCCCGCAUAUAUAAUUACCCAAGAAGAUUCCACUUUCCAGUAUAUUCUAAAAAUAAGCCUCCAGUUUACAAUUAGCAUUGUUUUCUUUUGAUGCGAAAAAAAAAAAAUCGAGGGACUUAAAAAAAAUUAUUUUCUUUUUUAGAAAAAACGGUUGGUAGGCAUACAAUUUUUUUUCCCACAUCAGCUUUAAAAACUUUUUGAGUCGUGGGGUCUGAAGGACGUUCGGUCGGGUGACCGGAAACUCAACAUUUUUUUUUAGGCCUUAAAUGGCCCUUGCAUAAAAAUGUAAUUAGAAAUAGAAUUGAAUGUUUCUUUUAGUAAUCAUAUAGGGGUGUUAAGUGUUGAUAGUGCAAACGUUUCUAGAAUGAAGUACCUAUUGCCGCUUUUAUGUUUGGUCCAGAGCUUGAUCAUGUUGAGUUGUAAUGUGUUAGCAAUUUUUAGAUCUGUUGUGAGGCCGUUUCCUGUUUGGUGAUGGUUUGAAAUUUAUCUACUCCAUGUACAGCAAAAAUUCACUGAAGUGAUUUUGAUGAUUGAGAUGAUUUUAAAUUUGAAAAUUAUUAUUUCAGAGACAUUCCACCAGAUAUGCUUCAUUGCAUAUACUUGGGAGAAGUUUCUAUACUUUUAAAAUGUAUGCUUAGCAGAUGCACUGAUCUUCAGAAGGAAAAUUUGCAGCUUGCAUUAAAUGCAGCCAACUGGAAGGGAUUCCACCAUAAAUGUGGUGAAAAAUUCAUAAAGUACCACAAAUCAAGCCAGGGGAAGGACUUCCGGUCAUUUGUACAACAUGCACCCUUUACAGUACAUCAUGCAGGAUUUAGUACAGAAAUAGUUAAACUUUGGUGUUUGUUGUCUGAGAUAGUGCAAUUGAGUAACAAGUUAGCCAUGCAAGAAUCUGAACUCUCCAGACUAGGAGACCUUCAAUACCAGUUUAAUCAACUCAUUUAUCAGCAGUUUCCAGAUACUUUGAAAAAGCAGAAAAUUCACCACUGCCUUCAUACUGAGGAACAAAUACGGCUGCACGGUGUACCUAUUGGUUAUACCACUGAGACUGGUGAAAGUUGGUGUGGAAUUGUGAAGCACUUGCAAUCGAUAACUAACCAUCACAAUGCCAAUAGAGAUACUGCAAUGAAGUUAGCUCAUAUUGAGGAAAUAUGCCAUAUAAUUGAUAAUGGUACAUGGAAGUCUAAUGGUAUAAGAGUUCAACCUGGAAAACAAACAGUUGACGAAAUAAACCAUCCACGUGUUCAAAGCUUUGUGAUGGGAAAUAAGAUUCAGAAAGAAAAUGAACAAAGUAUAGGUGUUAAAAGAUUAGAACUUGGGAACAGAACAGUAGAUAACAGAAUCAAAUUGAACAGUGGUGAUAUUGUUUAUUUUAGAUUAAACGAACAUAUAAGUUAUGGUCUAAUUCAUCAGAUAACAAGUUCUAAUGUUACUGUAGUGAUGAUGAAGGAGUUGGGGGAAGAUGCAGUAUUUAAAUGUUUAAAACUUGGUCUGACCACUACAAGACAAACAUUGCUGCACACACUUAUUGAGGGCACUUUGUUUGUAGCCCAUGACUGCAAAAAUGGAGGAUGUUGUGUGAUGGUGACAGAAAACUCUACAAGAAAAUUUCGCCACAAUAUGGAACAUCAAAUUUAUUUUGUAAAUAGAUUUAAAAUCCAUUUUAACUUUAAAGGUAUACUGCUUGAAUUUUGUAAGGAUAAAUGAUAAAGUAAUUUAUGUUGUGGAACAUAAGUGGAGUUGGGGGAAGAUGCAGUUUUUAAGUGUUUAAAAUUUGGUCUGACCACUACAAGAUAAACAUUGCUGCACACACUUAUUGAGGGCACUUUGUUUGUAGCCCAUGACUGCAAAAAUGGAGGAUGUUGUGUAAUGGUGACAGAAAACUCUACGAGAAAAUUUCGUCACAAUCAAGAACAUCAAAUAUAUUUUGUAAAUAGAUUCAAAAUCCAUUUCAACUUUAAAGGUAUACUGCUUGAAUUUUGUAAGGAUAAAUGAUAAAGUAAUGGAGGAUGUUGUGUAAUGUAUGGGUUGAAAUCUCUAAUGGACCUUGGGAUAAGAAGCAGAAUAUGAAUCUAAUUAAACUAUUAGUCUGCCAUAAAAUUGUGGAUGGUGCUUUUUUUUAAAAUUGAAUAUAAUUGAACUAGAAGAACUGUAUUAGAAGGCUUUUGUGCCAAUAAAAGAAAUGGGACCAGUCAUGUGAAAAUGUCUCAGCUUGAAUUAAGGCGACAUACAUAUGCAAGUUUACAUAUGUACAGAAGCAAAGAAAAGACUGCAAUAACUUAACCUUAAAUCGAUUGUAUAUUUUGACCCAUAUGUACUGAUUAAAAGUGAUUAGGACUAUAUAUUAAAGACAUAAAACAAUGGAGUUAUUACCAGUUUGAAAAGAACUGAAUUACCACAGAAACAUUUUAUGAGGAUAGGGAUCACACCACAUGAAAAUUUAUUCGUUAUAGAAAUUGUAUUCACACUUAGCAUUUUCUGGGCUGAAAAAUGUGUGUUUUAGUGUGCAACAGAUUUAUGGAUUAUUUCUUCUUGUAAACUUGAGAAAAUCCAGGUUUGCUGACGUUUUGAAAAUGUGUAAUGAUAUUGAUUGUGAAGAGAUACAGCUAACAGUAAGACUUCAACAUAGAAUUGGAAAGACAACAUAAAUACAGAUUGAUUCAGAAUAUGAUACAGAGGAUUGCAUCAAAAUAAUACUACACAUCAAAGCUAUGGAUUAAAACAUUGGUCAAUAUUCCUAGUUUUACUCAAGAUUAGAAUAUAAUUAAUCAUGUUUUAAGUAGUGACUGUAUUUAACCAAUUGUUCUCAUUUAGAUGAAUUAGAAUGUAGCAAAAACUGCAAACAAUGUAUUGACAAGAUUGAUAAGAACUGAAUUUCCUAAUAUUUUUUUGUGGAAAUAAAAUUAAACAUUUAAUAUUGUUAGGCCAAAAAUGUCAAGGAUUUGAAGCAAGAUAUUAUACUUAUGGUAAAAAUGAUGAGGAAUAGAAGCAGUAAAUGAUUAUUGUAGCUUACAAUAAAAAAAAAUGCAUAUUGACAUUAAUCAUUGUUAUUGCAAUGAACAAAUAUUUGGCAGAUUCCAUCAGGUAAUCUAUGAAUAAUGAUGUUAGAUGAAAUUAUAAAAAGUUUUGUUUUAUGAUUGUUUCAAGAAGAAAUGUUUAAAACAAGUUGAUAAGAUGCAAAAUAUAUAUUUGAAAUAAUUAACUUUUUAAUUCACAAGGUUUAUAUGUGCUUGUAAAAUGGUCGCAUUGGCUUUCAAUGGUUUACUUUUAUAAAUUAUUAUUUGGAUGGAGAGUUGUCUCAUUGGCACUCACACCACAUCUUCCUAUAUCUAUUGUAUAAUGGUAUUACACAAUGUACUAGUUCGUAUAGUUAUUCCAACAUCCCUGUUCCCAUAUAUGUUAUAAUUUGUUUUCGCUUUCAAAUAUCUUGCUUUAUAGCUCUGUGUUUGUCAAUUAAUAUCAUGUAAGGAUCAUCUUUGUAAAAAAUUUCAGCAAUAUUGUUGAUUCAAAUAUAUAAUGUUGACAAUUGAUGUUAUGGGACAUACACACAAGCAUAGACGGCAUAUUAUAGAUUUUAAUUACAUGUUUUAACGUUGUUUUCUGUCAGUGUCAUUAGAAUGGAGAUAACAAUAUUGUAUUUUAAGCUCCGACAUCAUCAGUAAACUUAAUUUGCUACCAUCAAAUCCCCAAUCAAUACCUAAGCUUAAAAUGAAAUACAGUUAUCUCCUAAAUCUUAUGUUCUAAUGUCUGAAACAUUUGAGUAUGCUAGUUAAGAACUUAAGAGUUAAUCUUAUUAUAUGUUUAACUUUUGAAAAUGACUUGACUAGGAUCCGAUUUCCAAUGACAAUGUCAGUUAAACCAAAACAAAUAUAUAUUGUCUGUCAAUUUAUAACAAAAAAUAUUUUAAACAUCAUUUUUUCUUUUUAACCUGUGAUUUAUGCUAAUUUUAGUAUUGGAGUUGUUUUACUUUCUUAGAUUCCUAAUCCACUUUCUGUUUUUGUUUUUUGGUAAAAACUUUUUUGUGGUUUUCAAUACCUAAACAUAAAUUUUGCAAGGGGCAGGGGUAUACUGUUGUUUUUGUCCAUCUGAUGAGAUUAGCCUUUUUCAUUUGUCCAUCUGAUGAGUUAAGCCUUUUUCAUCUGAUUUUAAUAGUUCGUCGUUAUACCACUGUCCAAGGUUAGGGGGAAGGUUGGGAUCCCGCUAACAUGUGAAACCCUGCCACAUUAUUUAUGUAUGUGCCUGUCCCAAGUCAGGAGCCUGUAAUACAGUGGUUGUCGUUUGUUUGUGUUACAUAUUUGUUUUCCGUUCAUUUUUUUUUUAUAUAAAUGAGGCUGUAAGUU
This is a messenger RNA of Mytilus trossulus (common blue mussel), 4420 nucleotides long. RefSeq lists its product as uncharacterized. The transcript is spliced from 10 exons. Lineage: Eukaryota; Metazoa; Mollusca; Bivalvia; Mytilida; Mytilidae. Bases 666 to 1787 code for a protein of 373 amino acids. The record is from RefSeq and is a predicted model, not a curated record.